AUGGCAAAACCUGCGCUAAAAGCUGCUAGAGAGGCUUUGAGCACAAAAGAUUAUGAAGAAACUAUAACUCAGUGUGAAAAAGCUCUCUCUUUUGACUCUGAAAAUUAUAACGCUUAUGUGUUUCUAGGUGUUGCUAACUUUUCUUUAAGUAAGGAACUUGAGGCGAAGAAGGCAUAUCAAAAUGCAAUAGAAUUAGAUGAUAAACCUCUGCUUGCUUGGCAGGGUUUGUGGAACCUACAGGAAAAAUUCAAAGACAUUCAUGGGCUUCAUCAGUCAACAGAAGUGUUGGCUUAUAAGCUCAUGGAAGCCAAUGAGAGUGAAAAAUGUUUAAGUUUUGUGAAAAAGUAUUUAGAUCUCGUUCGUGAACAAGGAUCUAAACCUGAUCAAAUAAAAGCAUUGUCUUUACUGACGCCUAGUCAAGGUCAGUUAUAUCAAUUCCUUGAGGGUCGAAUUGAGCCUGUCCAAAGUUUGUAUAUGCAAAUGGCAGACUUGCAAGAGUUUCUUGAUCAUGACUACUAUCAAAGGGAAAUUAAUAAAAGAAAAAGCAGACUUGGCGCUCGCCUUGAUCAAGUAAUUCGCGAUGUGGAAAAAGAAAUCAUGGAUAAUUCUCCUAUCGAAAAUAUCUAUAUGGAAAUCAUUAAUUGGUCUCAGGAUGAUGAAAUUCGUCGCUUGACGGAAACUAAGUUACUGUACAUGUAUUUGAAACGACUCUACGCAUCUGACAGUCAAGGAAAGCCAAUUUGGCAGAACAAAGUUUGGGAACUUGUGCAAGGCAUGGUUACAUUACAUAUUCCGGAACCGACCGCGUGGACUAUUUAUUUGGAAUGGCAGGAUCAUUCAAAUAUCGAUCAAUUAAACUCUGGUGAGGUGACAGAGUUCUGUACUCUAUUUUCAGAAAACCCUUUAUCAAAAGCGUUGGCUGCAAUUCAAAAGUCUGAUUAUUGGAUGGAGACGCAUCCGCCGGAAGGAAGUGAGUCUGAUGAUUCCCCAUCUAAACAAAAUGAGAACUAUGAUGCAAAUCAAUCCAAAGACAAUCUGCUUUCACAAGAUCAAGUGCUGUCCAUAUUGACACAAGCCUAUCAGGAAUGCCCUCAAUCCUUGCUAAUUGCUGAAGUGUAUACCCAGUAUUGUGUUUACUUGAAAGAGUAUACUGAUGUAGUCCAGCUUAGCUUAUCAGCACUGAACACAUUGAAGAAGACAGAAUCAGACACAGGCCUUCAGUAUCAAGAACUACCAUAUGUUCUCUCUUUAUUCCUUGCUAUUGGUUAUUCUCAUUAUGAGGUGCCUAGGUAUUUAUUGCAGGCUGGAGAACUUUAUAAAAAGGUGAUAGCUCACGUACCGGAUAACUAUAGUGCUCUUAUUGGUUUAGCCGGUGUGCAAAUGGAAAAUGAGCAGUACGGGGAUGCCGCUCAAACGUUAAAGAGUGUGCUUAGGGAAAAUCCUGAAGAUCCUUGUUUAUCUCAGCUUUCGUGGUGUUACUAUAUGUUGGGAGAUCUCGAUAAAGCCAUGGAGCAGGUUCAAUUUUGCUUACGGAUUUUGCAAGGAAAAUCAAAAAAUAAGCCGGCUUUGGCAGAAGCUUACUAUCGUUUUGGUAUUUAUAUGACGAAGAGCAAAAUUGAAAAUUACGAAGAGGAAUCUUUUUCAGCCUUUGUUUCCUCUUUGCGCUGCGAGCCAAACUUUGCUUCCACUUACACCGAAUUAGGACAUUACUAUAAAAAUGUACAUGAUACUUCUCGUGCUAUGAAAUGUUACCAGAAGGCUUUUGAAUUAGAAGCGUCACAGACAGAUGCUGCUGAAGAAUUAGCUAAAAUGUUUGCUGAAGCCGAAGAAUGGGAGCUGGUGGAGGUAAUUUCCAAACGUGUGUUAAGUACUAGUCAAAACGACUUAAAGCGCAAAAGAAAGUUCAAUUGGCAUCAUAAAUCUUUGGGUGUCUUUCAAUUACAUUCCAAAAAUUUUCAAACCGCUAUUGUCCAUUUUCAAGCAGCCUUACGUAUUUUCCCCAAAGAUACGCAUUGUUGGAGUGGUCUAGGGGAAGCUUAUGCUCGGUCCGGUCGUUACAUAUCUGCUUCUAAAGCAUUCAACAGAGCCAGUGUAUUAGAUCCAAAUGAUUGGUACACGAAAUACUUUAUUGGUUCUAUUCAAAAAGAUAUGGGAGAGUUCGAGAAUGCAAUGGAAACGCUGUCAUCAGUAUUACAGUACCGUCCGUCCGAGUUAUGUAUACUGAUGUGUUUAGCGGAAAGUAGCCUACGACUUUCAAAGUACUAUAUUCAUCACGGUUAUUACCAAAGAUCUGCAUUGACUUCACAAAAGACAAUUGAUAUCUGCUGCACGAUUUUGAAUAUGGAUAAUAAUAUAUAUUCAUGUUGGAAAAUGCUCGGGGAUGCGUGCAUGAUAUUUUCGAAAUUAGGAAAGUAUCAUGCUGACUUCCCUGCGAACAGUGUUUCUGAUUUGUUAGUAUCCACGGAAUCAAUGAACCUUGCAAACAAUGGUCGACAGAUUAACAACAUGAUCUAUUUUCCAGAUUUAGAGAACAAGGAUCCUAAUUAUAUGAUUGCCUGUGGAUGUACCUGCUUUACUAUUUUAUUGUCCCUUUCAGCCGAUGAUAGAUUUUUGUUACCAGCAUCGUGGUACAAUACAGGUGUUUCAUAUUUUACUUUGUUUAAUUGCGGUAAAAACAAGCUAUAUUUGGAAGUCGCUAUUGAUUGUCUUAAGCAAGCUAUUAAACUAGAGCCAAAAAAUAAUAACUUCUGGUGUAUGCUUGGUGUCUUAUUGUCCAACAGUUCUGCUAUUCGAGCUGCGCAACACUGCUUUGUUCAAGCCUUGCAAAUAAACGAAAGAGAUGCUGAUGUUUGGGUAAAUUAUGGAGCUCUUUGUUUACAAAUUUUGGAUAUUGAAUGCGCAGAUACUGCAUUCACGCGCGCUAUUUCCAUAGACCCUGAUAAUUCGCGUGCAUGGCUGGGAUAUGCGUAUUGUUCAAUCUCUGUAGGAGACCAUGGAAAGAAUGUUCAAGCUCUACAGCAUGCUUUUGAAAUCUCAGGCGGAAAUAUACGAGAUGUUAAUUACUGGUUUGCAAGCACUAUGCUUGCUUUGGCAAACUUGGAGCAAGAAAAAGACGUUCUUAAGUUAUGGAAUGCUGUGUAUGCCAUCAAACGCUAUCUUUCUGAAAUCCCUAACGACGCCUAUGCCAAAUUCAUAAGAAGUAGCCUUUUGGAACAUUUGGAAGAACCGAAUGACAGUGCUCAAACUGCGCAUGAGCUUUGCCAAUUGCUGGAGAAAGAGUAUGAUGCUACCGAGUCUGCUAGUGCACUUGAAAAAUACGUUGAUGCCAAGGGACAGUUGGCAAGAUUAUGUUUACGACUGAACAAGUUUGAGGAGUCUUCCGAGAAUGCUUCUGUUGCUUUGGACUUGAUCAAUGAAGAAGACACUGGUGCUAAGCAAAUCUCUUUGGGCUUGAAUCUUACGUGUGGAUUGGCGGCGUACUUCCUAAGUAAUUUGGAACAGGCUCUACAACAUUUUGAGAAAUCUCUCGAGUUGGGAGAAUAUCACCCGGAUGUUGUAAUACUUGUCGCAAAGGUACUGUGGGCGUUGGGAAGUGAAACCGGUAAGCAGGCAGCAAGAGAGCAGCUACUUUCAGUGACUGAACAACAUCCUGAACAUAUCGACUCCCUUGUGUGCCUGGGUGCCAUUGGUGUUGCUGACAAGGACACUGCUAUGAUGGCGGCAAUCCAAGAGGCCCUUUUAAAUAUAAACAAGGACAAGGUCACAAACCCAGAAACACUAGCUGUGAUAGAGAAGUUACUAACGAUUCUAACAACGGCAUAUGACCCGAAAGAAUUACAAGCUUUACUUCUGCAGCAACUAUUUAUACAUCCCAAUGCAGCCGCCACUUGGUCUUCACUCAUACAGCAAAGAUACACUUCGCCCUCAGUAGCUACAGCUUUUGCUCGCACUCUAUAUACACAUCCUUCUGAACCUGCUGAUUUAGCAGAAGCAUAUCGACAUCAGAAAACGGUGAGUCAAGCCCAGGUGUCCGUUCAUUUAGUUCCAUGGGAGGCAGAAAACUGGAAUUCGUUGGAACAAACAAUUCAGUCUUCAUGA
Schizosaccharomyces osmophilus is the source of this 4098-nucleotide messenger RNA. RefSeq names its product Ski complex TPR repeat subunit Ski3 (gene ski3). Gene Ontology annotation, molecular function: protein binding. NCBI's taxonomy places the organism in Eukaryota, Fungi, Ascomycota, Schizosaccharomycetes, Schizosaccharomycetales, Schizosaccharomycetaceae. The record is from RefSeq and is a predicted model, not a curated record. The transcript has a single exon. The coding region runs from base 1 to 4098 and encodes 1365 amino acids. Gene Ontology annotation, cellular component: Ski complex.